Molecule: messenger RNA, 3240 nt
Organism: Cucurbitaria berberidis CBS 394.84
Lineage: Eukaryota; Fungi; Ascomycota; Dothideomycetes; Pleosporales; Cucurbitariaceae
Product: heat shock protein-like protein
Exons: 1
Coding region: 233-2995 (920 amino acids)
Biological process (GO): cellular response to heat
Cellular component (GO): cytosol; cytoplasm
Molecular function (GO): ATP hydrolysis activity; ATP binding
Source: RefSeq, a predicted model, not a curated record
GGCCUGUCGAGAAAUCACACGAGCCGACUGGUUGCUUCCUGCUUUUUCACGAAGCUCUGCCUUGGAUCACACACAUAUAUAUAUAUCCCUCGCUGCUCCUUGACGCAUCUUUUGAUCUUCAGAGAUACCCAAUAUACCAACCCAUACGAAACCUCGAAUAGGUUCACACACCACGGUUCUUCGGCCUCACGCCACAUAUAUAAUAUAUACAAGGCUGUAGACACGAAACACAAUGACUUCGUUCGACGCCUAUACGGACCGAGCAGCGAAGGGUCUCGCAGACAGCUUCGACCUGGCGAAGAGCUAUGCUCACUCACAACUCACGCCAAUUCACCUCGCAGUCUCGCUGAUAGAUCCACCAAAAGACCUUGCAAACCAAGUCGACAUACCACCACCACCGCUAUUCAAGCAAGUUCUCGACCGGGCAAAUGGCGACGCACAACUCUUCGAGCGCAAUCUCAAGAAGGCUCUGGUACGGUUACCGAGCCAGGACCCGCCACCAGAGCGCACGUCACCCUCACCUGCCAUGGCCAAGGUACUUCGCGCUGCUGAAGAUCUGAGCAAGACGCAGAAGGACAGUUACAUCGCGGUCGACCACCUCAUCCAGUCGCUAUGCCAGGAGUCGUCGAUACAACGCGCACUUGCCGAGUCCAACGUACCGAACGUUAAGCAGAUUGACAAUGCAAUUCAGGCGCUUCGGGGAACUAAGCGGGUCGACUCAAAGACGGCGGAUGCGGAGGAGGAUAACGAGAACUUGAAGAAAUUCACUAUCGACAUGACGGCAAUGGCACGAGAAGGCAAGAUUGACCCGGUCAUUGGCCGAGAAGAAGAGACAAGAAGAGUUGUUCGGAUCUUGAUGCGACGUACCAAGAACAACCCUGUCCUGAUUGGAGAGCCCGGUGUCGGUAAGACCACAGUCGUCGAAGGUCUUGCCCGCCGAAUCGUCGACGCAGACGUACCGGCCAACCUUGCAGCCUGCAAGUUGCUCUCCCUUGACGUCGGUGCCCUGGUCGCUGGUAGCAAGUACCGCGGAGAGUUUGAGGACCGCAUGAAAGGUGUUCUCAAAGAGAUUGAAGAGUCCAAGGACAUGAUAGUACUGUUCGUGGACGAAAUCCAUCUGCUCAUGGGUGCUGGCUCGUCUGGAGAGGGUGGCAUGGAUGCUGCUAACUUGUUGAAGCCCAUGCUGGCUCGCGGACAACUCCACUGUAUCGGUGCUACGACUCUUAGCGAGUACAGGAAGUACAUCGAGAAGGAUGCAGCGUUCGAGCGUCGUUUCCAGCAAGUACUGGUCAAGGAGCCCUCCAUUCCCGAGACCAUCUCCAUUCUCCGAGGUCUCAAAGAGCGAUAUGAGACGCAUCACGGUGUCACCAUCAUGGAUGGCGCUAUUGUCUCCGCUGCCACGCUUGCCGCGCGUUACCUUACCCAGCGACGUCUGCCGGAUUCUGCGGUCGACUUGAUUGAUGAGGCAGCAGCCGCUGUUCGCGUAACCCGAGAAUCGCAACCUGAAGCACUCGACAAUCUCGAACGCCGUCACCGACAAUUGCAGAUUGAAGUCCACGCUCUUGCCCGCGAAAAGGACGAAGCCUCACAAGUCCGUCUCAGGGAGGCUCGAGCAGAGGCAGCCAACAUCGAGGAAGAGUUGAAACCACUUCGUGAGAUGUACGAACGUGAAAAGGGACGCAGCAAGGACAUUCAAGAGCAAAAACUCAAACUGGACCUCCUCAAAACUAAGCUGGCCGAAGCGGAACGUAUGCGCGAUAUUCAGACCGCUUCAGACCUCAAGUACUACGCUAUCCCCGACGUGGAACAGCGCAUCCAUGAGCUUGAGCUUGAGAAAGCUCGAGCAGACGCUGAGAUGUUCACGCACCAGGCGAGUGGAGGAGGCGAGGCACUCAUGAGCGACUCAGUUGGGCCAGAUCAGAUCAACGAGAUCGUCGGUCGUUGGACCGGUAUUCCCGUAACACGACUCAAGACGACCGAGAAAGAUAAGCUGCUCAACAUGGAACGCCAUCUCAGCAAAAUCGUUGUCGGCCAGAGAGAGGCUGUUGGGUCUGUUUCCAACGCUAUCCGCCUCCAGCGCUCCGGUCUCGCCAACCCAAAUCAACCGCCAAGUUUCCUCUUCUGCGGUCCUUCCGGUACCGGUAAAACGCUACUUACAAAAGCCCUCGCGGAGUUCUUAUUCGACGAUGCAAAGGCAAUGAUUCGCUUCGAUAUGUCUGAGUACCAAGAGCGGCACUCGCUGUCACGAAUGAUCGGCGCUCCACCUGGGUACGUCGGCCACGACGCAGGAGGCCAGCUUACAGAGGCCUUGCGUCGCAAACCGUUCUCCAUUCUGCUGUUCGACGAGGUCGAGAAAGCCGCCAAGGAAGUCUUGACUGUGCUUUUGCAGCUCAUGGACGAUGGCCGCAUCACCGACGGGCAGGGCAGAGUUGUCGACGCAAAGAACUGCAUCGUUGUUAUGACAUCCAAUUUGGGUGCCGAGCAUCUGAGCAGACCUAAUGCACCAGAUGGCAAGAUUGAUCCGACAACCAAGGAAAUGGUCAUGGGUGCGCUGCGGAACUGGUUCCUCCCCGAAUUCCUGAACCGUAUCUCCUCCAUUGUCAUCUUCAACCGCCUCACAAGGCGUGAGAUUCGGAAGAUUGUCGACGUGCGACUUGGAGAGAUACAGAAGCGUCUCAGCGCCAACGGCCGCAACGUACGCAUAGAAAUGACGACCGAGGUGCGCGAUUACCUCGGUAGCGCUGGGUAUUCGCCGGCGUAUGGUGCGAGACCACUUGCUAGACUUAUCGAGAAGGAGGUUUUGAACCGUCUUGCUGUCCUAAUCCUGAGGGGUGCCAUCAAGGAUGGUGAGACGGCGAGGGUGGUGCUCGACGAUGGACAUAUCCUAGUCCUGCCUAACCACACCGAGAGCGAAGAGGAUUCGGAGAUGUAUGAUGAGGAUGACGCUAUAGCGGAGCUGGAGGACGAGGAUGGCGGUAUGGAUCUUUAUGAGUAAACGUACUUGACGGAGAAGGAUGGGAAAUAUGGCGGUUAGCGAAAUUAGACGUUGGUGGCAUCUGCUAGCUUGGGCGUUUUGGAGUUUGACAUUUCAGAGAAGAUUGGGUGCUAGAUGCAUACCUUGAGAUUAUGAUUUACGGCUGAUGAAUAAUGGUGAAAAGUAGAAGCGUGUAGUAGACAUCCUGGUCAGCUCUUUGGGGUUGACUGUUUGUAUAUAGUAAACAUGAAAAGUACUACCUGAAA